Xyrauchen texanus (razorback sucker) is the source of this 1458-nucleotide messenger RNA. RefSeq lists its product as uncharacterized. The record is from RefSeq and is a predicted model, not a curated record. Lineage: Eukaryota; Metazoa; Chordata; Actinopteri; Cypriniformes; Catostomidae. Bases 59 to 1450 code for a protein of 463 amino acids. The transcript is spliced from 2 exons.
CAUCAGGUUUACUAAAGAUCUGGUGAUCUGUGUUUACAGUGAACUCCUAGCUAACAACAUGGGCAAGGCACUACAUGAAGAUGACUUGUUCUCUGAGCUUUUGAUGUUUGAAGGGCCCACUCAAAUGUUUGUACGCCAGGAAUUCUACCUGGACGUGCUUCAUCACUUCUCUCAGUGCGCAGCAAAGAACAACCUGAAAAUAUUCCUGAAAUUGGAUGGCUCCAGCACCUUGGAAUUGACCUGGGACUCUACUAGCUCCACAACCAUCACAAAAGCUGAGAAGACUACACUGAAUGCCCUCAGCAAAUUAGUGAACAGCACAGUGAUGGAUAUCAUCAAUGAAGUCACUGAAAAUCCUCUACGGACUGCAGAGAUCGUCAGGCAAGGGAAGAAAGCAGGUAUGCAAUCCAGUGAUGCUACUUCCAGAUGCUUUGAGCACCUGGAUGAGGCGGAACUGUUGGGAAGAAGAUCUCCCAAACCUGAUGUGAUGCCUGAGAAUGAAAUGCUCAGUCUAAGUGCUGGAAGGAAGGACGAAGCUGAAGAAAAAGAGGAAGAGAUAGACAUUGAGGAAUUGCUUGGGAAGGAUGCAUCUCCAGCUCCCACUGAGAGAAGCAGUCAUCAUACCCAAGAAAGCAGACUACAUAGUGCUUCUAUAAAGCAUGAAUGUAGCUGUGGUAAUGUUGACCAGGGUCUUUACUGUCAACCAGACUGUCAGCACUGGGCAGUUGAGGAAAACAGAAAUUCCACUAGGAGACCUGAAACACCAAUGGAAGUAACCCCUGAGGCCUCUUUCAUUUUGCCAUACCACCUUAUAGAGAGCAUUGUUGAAGGACUUGUUUCACAGCUUGAGGCUACAUUUGAUGUGAACAUCCCCGGCAUCUACCUGUGUGACAGACUUGUCGACAACGUGGUAAAGGGACUGGAAAAGCUUACAGAAAAGAAAAUUAUUCAUGGCAGGUCUAGACAACACUGGUCUACCAAUGAUACUACUAUUUCAAACAUUGUUGAUGAAGCCCAUGACAUCCUGGCACAAAAGAGGUAUUUGAGGGCGGCAUGGUAUGAGGAUGAGAUGGCUGUUGCCUAUAUGACAGUUAUCUUGUCAGCAGUCGUCUUUGACUACACCAUGGUGCAUGUGAAGGCACAGACGAGUGACUGUACGCCAUAUGGGUCAAGGGCUGAGUCCUGCAGUCCCGUGAACAGUGAGAAAGAACUGAUCCAGGCAUGUGCUUCAACAACUGACAGUGACGAUUCAAGUACUGAAAUGAGGCCUGGAACUUACCUGGUUGAGCGAGAAGAUUCGGAUCAGGGAGACAUAGAUGAAGAUCUCAUUGAGGAGAGAAGAUCUCCCAGUCUGCCUCCCAGACAAGAAACACCUAAAGCAAAGAGAGGCCGCUCUUUGCUUUCUCGUAUCCGAGCCUCCCUAUCCAGAAUCUUCAGGAGAAAAAAAUAGAUGCCAAA